Molecule: messenger RNA, 9006 nt
Organism: Callithrix jacchus (white-tufted-ear marmoset)
Lineage: Eukaryota; Metazoa; Chordata; Mammalia; Primates; Cebidae
Gene: SCUBE1
Product: signal peptide, CUB domain and EGF like domain containing 1
Biological process (GO): signal transduction
Cellular component (GO): cell surface
Molecular function (GO): calcium ion binding
Source: RefSeq, a predicted model, not a curated record
UGGGCGGCUCGGCAGCCCGAGCGGUGGCGGAGCGGCGAGCAGCGAGCAGCGCCUGCGGGAGCGGCCGGUCGGUCGGGUCCCCGCGCCCCGCACGCCCGCACGCCCGGCCGGGCCCGCAUUGAGCAUGGGCGCGGCGGCCGUGCGCUGGCACUUGUACGUGCUGCUGGCCCUGGGCGUGCGCGGGCGCCUGGCGGGGGGCAGCGGGCCCCCAGGGUCAGUCGACGUGGACGAAUGCUCGGAGGGCACGGAUGACUGCCACAUCGAUGCCAUCUGUCAGAACACGCCCAAGUCCUACAAAUGCCUCUGCAAGCCCGGCUACAAGGGGGAAGGCAGGCAGUGUGAAGACAUUGAUGAGUGUGAGAAUGACUACUACAACGGGGGCUGUGUCCACGAGUGCAUCAACAUCCCGGGGAACUACAGGUGCACAUGCUUUGAUGGCUUCAUGCUGGCACACGACGGACACAACUGCCUGGAUGUGGACGAGUGUCAGGACAAUAAUGGUGGCUGCCAGCAGAUCUGCGUCAACACCAUGGGCAGCUACGAGUGUCAGUGCCACAGUGGCUUCUUCCUCAGUGACAACCAGCAUACCUGCAUCCACCGCUCCAAUGAGGGUAUGAACUGCAUGAACAAAGACCAUGGCUGUGCCCACAUCUGCCGGGAGACGCCCAAAGGUGGGGUGGCCUGCGACUGCAGGCCCGGCUUUGACCUUGCCCAAAACCAGAAGGACUGCACACUAACCUGUAACUAUGGAAACGGAGGCUGCCAGCACAGCUGUGAGGACACAGACACGGGCCCCAUGUGUGGUUGCCACCAGAAGUACGCCCUCCACUCAGACGGUCGCACGUGCAUCGAGAAGGAUGAGGCUGCAAUUGAGCGCUCUCAGUUCAAUGCCACGUCAGUAGCUGAUGUGGACAAGCGGGUGAAACGGCGGCUACUCAUGGAGACGUGCGCGGUCAAUAACGGAGGCUGCGACCGGACUUGCAAGGACACGGCCACUGGCGUGCGAUGUAGCUGCCCCGUUGGAUUCACGCUGCAGCCGGACGGGAAGACGUGCAAAGACAUCAACGAGUGCCUGGUCAACAACGGGGGCUGCGAUCACUUCUGCCGCAACACGGUGGGCAGCUUCGAGUGCAGCUGCCAGAAGGGCUACAAGCUGCUCACGGACGAGCGCACCUGCCAGGACAUCGAUGAGUGCUCCUUCGAGCGGACCUGUGACCACGUCUGCACCAACUCCCCGGGCAGCUUCCAGUGCCUGUGUCACCGCGGCUACAUCCUCUACGGGACGACCCACUGCGGAGAUGUGGACGAGUGCAGCAUGGACAACGGGAGCUGUGGCCAGGGCUGUGUCAAUACCAAGGGCAGCUACCAAUGUUUCUGUCCCCCGGGGAGGUGGCUCCACUGGAACCGGAAAGACUGCAUGGAGACAGGCAGGUGUCUUUCUCGGGCUAAGACCUCCCCCCGGGCCCAGCUGUCCUGCAGCAAAGUGGGCGGUGUGGAGAGCUGCUUCCUUUCCUGCCCGGCCCACACACUCUUCGUGCCAGACUCGGAAAACAGCUACGUCCUGAGCUGCGGCGUUCCAGGGCUACAGGGCAAGGCACUGCAGAAACGCAACGGCACCAGCUCUGGCCUCGGGCCCAGCUGCUCAGAUUCCCCCACCACCCCCAUCAAACAGAAGGCCCGCUUCAAGAUCCGAGAUGCCAAGUGCCACCUCCAGCCCCACAGGCAGGCACGAGCAAAGGAGACCACCAGGCAGCCACUGCUGGACCACUGCCACGUGACUUUCGUGACCCUCAAGUGUGACUCCUCCAAGAAGAGGCGCCGUGGCCGCAAGUCCCCAUCCAAGGAGCUGUCCCACAUCACAGCAGAGUUUGAGAUCGAGACCAGGAUGGAAGAGGCCUCAGACACAUGUGAAGCGGACUGCCUGCGGAAGCGAGCAGAGCAGAGCUUGCAGGCUGCCAUCAAAACCCUGCGGAAGACCAUCGGCCGGCAGCACUUCUAUGUCCAGGUCUCAGGCACUGAGUACGAGGUAGCCCAGAGGCCAGCCAAGGCCCUGGAGGGUCAGGGGAUGUGCAGCGCAGGCCAGGUGCUACAGGACAGCAAAUGCGUUGCCUGCGGGCCUGGCACCCACUUCAGUGGUGAGCUCGGCCAGUGUGUGCCAUGCUUGCCAGGGACAUACCAGGACAGAGAAGGCCAGCUCAGUUGCACACCGUGCCCCAGCAGCGACGGGCUUAGUCUGGCUGGUGCCCGCAAUGUCGCGGAAUGUGGAGGCCAGUGCCCUCCAGGGUUCUUCUCAACUGAUGGCUUCAAGCCCUGCCAGGCCUGCCCCAUGGGCACGUACCAGCCCGAGCCCGGGCGCACCGGCUGCUUCCCCUGCGGAGGGGAUUUGCUCACCAAGCACGAAGGUACUACCUUCUUCCAGGACUGCGAGGCUAAAGUGCACUGCUCCCCCGGCCACCACUACAAUACCACCACCCACCGCUGCGUCCGCUGCCCGGUCGGCACCUACCAGCCAGAGUUUGGCCAGAACCACUGCAUCACCUGUCCAGGCAGCACCAGCACGGACUUCGAUGGCUCCACCAACGUCACGCACUGCAAAAACCAGCACUGUGGUGGCGAGCUUGGUGACUACACGGGCUACAUCGAGUCCCCCAACUACCCUGGCGACUACCCAGCCAACGCGGAAUGCGUCUGGCACAUCGCGCCACCCCCGAAGCGCAGGAUCCUCAUCGUGGUCCCUGAGAUCUUCCUGCCCAUCGAGGAUGAGUGUGGUGACGUUCUGGUCAUGAGGAAGAACGCCUCACCCACAUCCGUCACCACCUACGAGACCUGCCAGACCUACGAGAGGCCCAUUGCCUUCACCUCCCGCUCCCGGAAGCUCUGGAUCCAGUUCAAAUCCAAUGAAGGCAACAGUGGCAAAGGCUUCCAGGUGCCCUAUGUCACCUACGACGAGGACUACCAGCAACUCAUAGAGGACAUCGUGCGCGAUGGGCGCCUGUACGCCUCAGAGAACCAUCAGGAGAUUUUGAAAGACAAGAAGCUAAUCAAGGCCCUGUUUGACGUGCUGGCCCAUCCCCAGAACUACUUCAAGUACACAGCCCAGGAGUCCAAGGAGAUGUUUCCACGGUCCUUCAUCAAACUGCUGCGCUCCAAAGUGUCUCGGUUUCUGCGGCCCUACAAAUAACCGGGGGGAGUGGCCCUGCCUGGGGCUGGCCUGGUCCAUGGAGGGUGCACCUGCCCUCCACAGCGGGAGCUGCACAGGCCUCUACAUGGCCUUGGGAACCCCAUGGCACUCCCCUUCAGGGAAGCUGACCAGCCCGUGGAGACCAAGCCCAGGCACCCUUCAGACCCGCCACCCCAGUGGGAGCACCCUGCUUCAGGAAGCCUCCCUCCCUCCCUCUGCCUCCCUCCUAGGACACCAAGAGCACCCUCUCCUGAGUCCUGGCGUACCGACUGCAAGUAGCAGGAUUGCAGGACCCUCUGCCUGGUGUUUGAGGAUCCGGAAGGCGUGGUCUCCGAGACAGGAGGCCAGGCGGAGGGAGGAGGGGGCCAAGGUGCCAUUGGGGGAGGUGGAUGAGCCUGUGCCAUCAUCCUCAGGCCCCACGCUCUGCCAACUCCUCCAGCCACAGGCAAGGCCACCGCUCCCAGGAUUCUGUGAUGGGGCGGAACAGAGCUGCUAGGGGAGGAGACUGUAGGUUUCUGCUUUCCUUCGACAGAACAUUUAAUGAAGUACUCUCUCUAUAUAUAAAUAUAAAGAUAAAAUAUAUAUAUAUACUUCUAUUUGUGGGUAUUUUAGGAAAAUGCUCUUUGGUUACUGUAAAUAUGAAUCGUGACCCCAUCCCUUCCCGCAUGAGGCCAGAGAGUCCCAGCAGCUCUAAGCCUCCCUGAAUGAUUAAACAACUCCUCCCAGCCUUUGCCCUGCUGUCUCUGUGAGGCCGGGAACCCGCAGGGCUCGGGGAGCAGCUUGCCUUGGACUUGCUUCAGAACGGGAAUUCUUCAAGAACUGGGCUUGGAGGCUCUGCUGGAGUAUCGGCUCGGCCCCAGUCCCCUUGCCAGUAACAUCACUGCCCUCGGACGAGACUCGGUGGAAGACACUUUCCCCUUGGACCCGUUCCUAGGAGGUGCAGGGGCCCAGCAAUAAACCACAGAAGGGGCCUUGGCUCUAACCCUGUGGCAGUGACCUCGGGGUCCGUACUGUGCCCACGUGUCACCAGGAAGCAAGGCCUUGCUCACAGGAGCACAGGCUGUGCUACUUCAAGGGGCCUCAGAGCAGCCAGUGAGGGAAGGAAGAGAGCAGAGCUGACAGAGUCAGAGGCCUGGCUCCCAGCACAGCCUCCUCUCGCUACACUAUGCUGUCCCCACUCAGAGGGAAACCUCUUUCCUUUCAUGUCAAGGAAAGAUGCUUAAUUGACUCCCAGUUCCACAUGGCUGGGGAGGCUUCAGGAAACUUGCAAUCAUGGCAGAAGAUGAAGGGGAAGCAAAAACGUCUUCACAAGGCGGCAGGGGAGAGAAGUGAGGAAUGCCGGGAGAAAGAGUAGUCGGCUGUGACCGAGUGCCUGCGUCCCACCCAGCCGGGAGGUCAGCACUGGGAUGGAGCCAGCAGAACUCAGGUCCAGGAGGCCUCGCCUGCUCGUCAUCUGCCUGCGGGCUGUGGACCUGCAUGGAAAAUGGUCUGUAUUUUUCAAGUUAAGAAAUACUGAAAAUCCCAAGUAGCAUGGGAGAAUCUUAAAACGAACUCCAGUCUUCAGCUCAAAGUUGCCUCUGAGGUUCCUCCUGGUCACCCCCAGGCCCAGCCUGGCUGCCGAGAACCGAGCAUGGUUUGAGAGGCUGUGGCACACUGAGCACUGCAGAGAUGGAGGCAGGCAAGUGAGGUCCCUCUAGGCUUGGUGACAAAGGAGGCAGGUCAUCACAUGUUCUACAGCCCGAAAGAGGGCUCGGAGCUCAGGAAUUCCGUGUGCCCGCAGCAGUGUGGUCCCCAGCCUGGCUGCUGCUGCCAUCAGCCACCUUGUCUGCUGAAGUCCAACUCAAGCUGGAGAGAGUGGAGCCUCUGCACUUGGUGGAUAGGACAGUGUCCACUAACAAGCCAUGCUGGGGGCCACACUGCCCCUCCUCUGGUCACAGUCUUCGCAGGCCAGCCCUGGUUUCUGGGAAGAGGCCUCCCUCCCUCCCUUUGUCAAGCUAUCAGUCAUCCCCAAGAUGAGAGAGGAGUAUCCUUCUGAAUGAGCCUGAGCAACAGCUUCUGAGGGGAUGCCAGGAGGGGUGUCACCUCUUCAUGAGUGUGCUCCAAAGAAACGGAACCCAGAAGACAUAGAUGUAGAUAUGUGAGGGGCUGCAUUACAGGAACUGGCUCGCGGAUUUCUAGAGGCCAAGAAGUUCCACGAUCUGCCAUCUGCCAACUGGAGCCCAGGAGAAGCCACACCCUAACUCAGUCUGAGUUCAAAGCCUGAGAAGCCAGGGGUCACCCUGUGAGUCCCAGCAUCCAGUGCCCCGAGAACCAGGAUGAUGGCUGUCCCAGCUCCAAGAGAGAGGAUUCUCCCUUCCUCCACCUUCUGUCCUAUCUGGGCCCUCAACAGAUUGGAUGGAGUGAAUGUCUUCACUUAGAUGCUAACCUCUUCUGGAAAUGCCCUCAUGUUUUCCCAGCUAGCUGGGUCUCCCUUCACCCAGCCAAGACAACCAUGAAAUCAACCAUCACAUUUAAGGGUUUUUACAUCCUUUCCAAAAACAGAAAGAACUCUUCAUCUCUCCGAGCUCUUUCUGCAGUUCCUUUGGGUGGUUUCUGAAAGUUGCCACCCACAUACCCACAGAUCCACUGCGCACCGCCCCCCUCCCCAUGUUCCACAACUCGCCAUGGUGGUCAGACCCUGCCCAGCAUGCCCGGGGCAGAGUUGGAUGGGCAGGUGCAGAUGCGGCCCAGCCUUCAUCCUGCUCUUCCUUGAAAGCCAUUCUGUAGCUCCCAGCCAUGAGAGCCCAUGAGGAGUGUGAGGGUGCCAGCAGCCCCUCUGGGCCUCCCACACCAUCUGGGUGACUUGAAGUCCAGGGCUGGACACUGUCUUGAGCCUCCACAUUGGCCUCAUCUGGGGAACGUGGGGGUCCCCCCGUUCAACUAGAGCCGACAGAGCAGGAUGGUCCCAAGGAGAGCUCCAUGGACAGCAAAAUGCAUUUCUUCCAGUUGGCGUGCCGUUGAAGCCAAAGGCAGCUUGACUGAUGUGAGGUGGCCGUUCCACCUGGUCCAAGCCGGAGGCAUAGAGAAAAGGGAAGUGGGGAACAAGGACAGGGCCAGGUAGGACGGAUCCACAUGACAAGGCCCAAGAAAAGACUCAAGCUGAGGGCAGAGCGUGCAGGAUACCCCGUGCUCUCUGGGGGGAAGCCAGCCCCUCCUCAACUGUGGCCUGAGCAGCUGAUGUGGUCCCCAGUGCUGCACGCUGUGCUCCCCGUGCAGAGGAGAGGAGCAAGGGGCAGGCUGCCAGGAGUCCCCACUCCGCCAGGCUUCUCUGAGCUUGGGUCAGCUCCUAGUGAAACAUUGCACCCCAGGGAACUGGAGGACUUCUGUGAAGAUGGGCAUGGAAAACGGGGUGUCUCUCACACAGCUCCCAGGAGUCAGGUGGGACCCAGGCUUGGGAGGAUCUUUCUGUCUCACAUUCCUGGCAUCACCCCAAGUUUGUUUCUACUUUCCAGAAACCACAGAAACGGAAGUAACCUGCGGCAGGCUUUCGAGGCCGGCCAGGCACUCUGUGAGUGAGGGCUCCCAUAGCCGCUAAGGGCAGCCCGCAGCCAGGUGGCCUCACCCACUGCCCAGAAUGAGACUGCCCUUUCCCAGUCCUUCCCCUUGCCACAGCCUCACCGUCGCGCUAACUUCCCUCCUCCAGCUCUGGCUCUCCACCGGCCUCUCAAGCAGCAGAAUCAGCCUACGCUCCCCAGCCUUGGUGCCCCUGCCCCACACAGGUCAUCCUGGUGACCAGUUUCCCAAAUGCUGGCUCCCCAAGGAGACAAUGUGGCCCAUUCCUCCUCCUCCUCCAUGGUGGCCCAGGCAGCAGGGCCCAUGGUGGAGGCCUCAGGCAGCUUUCUCUCCAGCUACCCAUUGGCCUGGGACAGAUACACAGAUAAAGUAGAGCAGAAACAUGGGCCAAGACAUCCCCAGACAAGGAGGGCACAAGAGGCCACAUUUGAAAGCCCUGGGAGAAAAGCCCUUUCCCCUGCCUCUGGCUAGCGUGCUUUUCUGUCUGAAUGGCCUCCCUUUCAUGCACGCUCAAGAGACACACGGUCUACAGGCAGCCUCUUGGUGAAGCCGCUCCCCUGGGCUUGUCCACGUAGGAGGCCCCUGGCCUGUCCAGGCCAUAGCAAUGCUUAAUUUACAUUUUUAGAGCUGAAUCUUAUUCCAGCACCUCCACCACUCAGUAGUAAAAUAACACACUGAAAUAAGUUGAGUCAUUUAGCGAGCACCUCCUGUGUGCCAGGCUCCUAGAAAGACAGGGAGCCAGUGCCCUGCAUAGUCAACAGACUGCCCCGGACAGCCUGCUCACCUCGCCUGGCACAAUGCAUGCCCCUCAGGGAGAAGCCCUCCUUCUCACCCAGGGAUUCCAGCCAUUGUCACCUUCCCUGGUCCAUACUCAGGAAAUCUGGUCACCCUGGCAAACUGCAGCUGACAUUGAGGUCCCUUUUCUUCACCAAAGAUGCACAGGUGUCUGUGCUGAGCUGAUGUCAUUCAGGCCAAGUGCAGAGGAUGUGAUGGGGGUUGGAGGGAGGACAUGGAGAGAGAGCAGGGAGCUCCUAUUCUCCCAUGGCUAUCUCUGCCCCAUGGCACCCACAGAUCCCUGGCCCUUCCAGGAGUAAGUCCUGGGCAGGCAGAGCUGGAGUUGGCCUGAUCCCACCUGCCUUGCUCUUGGAAAGGACAUCAGGUGUGGGCAAAGCAUCCUUGGAGCCCAGACAGCACAGGCAUGGCCCAUGUGCCCUCCCAGCACCUGCUGUGAUGGCAUCAAGGCCUCACAGCCCCUGCUGCACCACACCACUCCAAGCCCCUGGGUGAGCCCCCUGGAAUUGUCUGCAUGCCACAAGCCCCAACAGGAAGAAGGGAAAGGAGGGGAAUCUGAUGCUCAGUGCCCACUGUGUGCCAGGCUCUGGGCUCAACCCUCUGAUAUCCACACAUCUCAUUCUCCCAGCCUGUGUGGACGGUGGGGUUAAGCUCAUUCUUUAGAUGUGGAAAUGAAGGCUCCAGGAGACCACAGGACACGCCCAAGGCAAAGAGUUUAUAGUUCCUGGAUUUGGGAAUCAAGUGCAAGUCUAUCUACUCCCAGGGUAGGACAUGUCUCUAAAACGUUGAUCAGUCUGAAGCUUACAGACUGGAAACCGGGCCAGGUCAGCCAGGGUGGUGGAGUCCAGAGAUAGAGAUAAGGCUGCAGGCAGGGGAGAGAACAGCGAGGAUCCGGGGCCAGGGUGACUUCAGUGACAUUCCCUCCCUCCUUAAGCACGAGAAAUCGUUCGGAUAAAGGACAGCUUCUGCCUUCCCUACCAGGCAGACAGGACACUCACCGUGCCAGCAUGAGCAGACACAGCCAGAGGCUCAAGUGCCCUUGCUGAGUGUCCCACUGCUCUUGGGGAGGCCCCAGCACAGCCUGCAGAGAUGCAAGUGAGGAAGUGCCCGGUGCCCUCGGCAGAGAGAUGGCAGAAAGCAGAGGGAGGAAGGGGGAGCUGACCGAUGCUGGGUGUCUUGUUCCACUGAGGUCAGAACCUCCAACAGGCCGAGCAGACCCAGGCCACGUUGCUCGGGGAACAGGACACCAGGGCGCCAGACUGGAGGCCCGCAACCUUCACUUCUGGCUCCUGUGGGGGCGCUGUACUGUCCAGGCCCUUGGCAGUGACUCUGCCUGCAAGAAUGACAAAUGCCAACAUAACCACAUCUUCCUUUUAGUUGCCACAACUAUUCAGUUUUGUUUUAUCCAUCAUGUCCCCCAUAUGCAUGUAAUGAAACAUUUGUGAAAAUCACUUUAAUAAUAAACAGGAAAUGAACCUAAA